This is a messenger RNA of Ustilago hordei, 3036 nucleotides long. RefSeq lists its product as uncharacterized. The coding region runs from base 1 to 3036 and encodes 1011 amino acids. The record is from RefSeq and is a predicted model, not a curated record. The transcript has a single exon. NCBI's taxonomy places the organism in Eukaryota, Fungi, Basidiomycota, Ustilaginomycetes, Ustilaginales, Ustilaginaceae.
AUGUCGCCUCCGCUUACAGCAGUUUAUGCAACCUCGUUCAGUGCUAGACCCUCCACCGAGCUCGGUCACAGCGACCCUGCUCCUGAUGCCGAACGAAUCAAGCCCAAGCGUUCCUCCAGCUUUGGUCGUGGCCUUGGCCAGCUCGCCUCUCUCGCCAGCACCAAGCCCAAGACUGUCGACCUCAUGUCCUUUGGUCGAACCAAGUCGGGUGCUUCAACUCCCCAGCCCCCCGUCCCUAGCAGCAACACCACGGACAGUGUCACUGCUGCCGCUACCAUCCUCGCCAAUGGAGGCCCCAACACUUUCAUGGAUCCACCUUCGACUCCCGACCCUUCGCAUCUCACUCAGUUCUCUCUCCAGCUGAGCGACCUCGUUAACAAGGCCUUUGUUCCAUGCACUGCUGGAAACACCCCUGCCGCCAGCACCACCUCGGUCGCCUCCAACGUUGCAGCUGCUGCCAAGGGUGCCACCACGCCCAAGAUCAACCAGAUCACCUAUGAUGGCAAGCAUCUUCCCGACAAGGCCAAGAUCAUCGAGAUCGCUCAGACCGUCGUCGGUGAACUUCGAUACGCCGAGGCUGUCGAUGCCUACCUCCUGCGUGCCGUCUCGCGCCAGAUCCUCAAGGCACUUACCCUAUUCGCUGCUCGCAUCGACUCGCUUCUGGUCUCGCCCACCAAGGACCCUGGCGCCCUUCGCAUCCCCACGAACGCCAAGGAAGGUCUGCAUCUACCUGCCGCGAUGGAGUUCAACCUCGGCCUAGUCACGCUCGAAUGGAUCGUCGAGGACAGUCUCGAGCGCUGCAUCGAAGGAGACCGUGACGCUCACGGCGAGCUCAUCGCUGACGAGAAUGGUGCAGUGCAUGACGGCAUGCCCAAUUUCGUCUCGGAGAUCCUCACGCCCGUCCGCAAGAGGAUGGAAGGCACCAUCUUGCACAUCAUCCAGCCCAUUCUUGCUCAGACCAAGCUGUCCAUGGCUCGAUGCAUCUCCACUGCCGUCCCUACUCCUUUUGUCAGCCCUGUGACGCUUUCGCCCGCGACCACUUCUGGAAGCGCUACAGCUGCUGCUGCCCUUGAUAGCCGCUCUGUCUCGCCUCCACUCGCAGCUGCUGUCACCUCUGCUGCCACGCCAGGCGCCGCUGUCUCUGGCAACGUCUCACCUCUUCGCCUCCCGGAGACUGGUCCUGGCUCUGCUUGGCUCCGCGACCUCGAUGCCCGCCUUGAAGGCGCUCGCAGGCUGCUGCUGCCUCGCAUCGAGGAGCGAUGUGGCCAGGACGGCGAAGGAUGGUUCAUCUCGGUUGCCAUCCACAUCAUUUGGAAGGGUCUUCUGAUUCUCACUUCCCGCUCCGUAUCGCUGCCUAGCAACGCCGCCUCCGAGCUCCUCACUGGGAGCAACGCUGCUAGUGCCUCUGCCUUUGACCGACUGCUUGGCGAGGUCAACCAGAAGCGCAGCCCUUCUCCUGCUCAGCUCGCUCAUGCUCUCAAGUCUGUUGGUGUCGGAUCUACUCGUAGCAAAAGUCGCAGCACCGAUCCUCUGGGUCAUCCCAACGACUCGGGUCGUCAGAGCCCUUCACACUGUGCUGCUUCGACCAUCGCUCCCUUCUCGCUAGUCAGCGCCCGUCUCUGCGCUCAUCAACUUGCCGAGUUGCAGACGUUCGAGAAGCUCAUGCUUCGCUUCUGUGACGGCUUCCUGCGCAGGCCUGGUACUCAAACCAAGAAGCUUGGCAAAGAGUCGAAGCGAUCGCGCUUCGCCCUCUUCUCGUCGGGUAGCAGCAGCUUGGGUGGUGCUAACCAACCUCUCGAUCUCUCCGCUUACGACCCUGACGAGGAAGACGAGCUCGCCCGUGCCGCUUUGGCGGAAGCUAUGCACGCUCUGCGAAGUACGAUCAUCGUAUUGCAGUCGCUUGAACGCGAGCCUGGCACCAUAUGCGCUGCUUUGGAGCACCUAAAGUGUCUCCCAGGUGCUCAGGAUGGCGUGAAGGUUGGAGAUGCUGCUUUGAGCAACACUGCCACUUCCAACGCACUGGGCACUGAAGCAGCCAAGGCUCUGGACGCAAUCCCCAACCUGCUUCUUCUGCAGACCCUCUACAACCGUCUUCCGAUGGGUGCUGGGCGUCUUGAGCUCCCCUCUCCUCCUGCUUUGUUUGGCUACACUUGGACCGAGUACGAAAAGGCCAUUGCUGGCUUCGCUGGAGGCGAGCAGUGGGCCCAGGCUGUUGCGCUGCGUUACAAACCUGAGAUUGAAAAGGCUUGGAGGUCGAUUGCCGUCCGAAUGGAUGAAAAGCUAGCUGCGUCGGAGCACAAGCUUGCUGGUGCGAAAGCGAAUGGAGGAGCAGCGAACACUUCUCGUACCGUGUCAGGUUCUUCCGCUCGUGCAGGAUCGGGUCUUGCUCGUGGUGGAUCGCUUCACUCCAGCUCCGGAGAAGAGGAGGAGGGCGAUGUGCCAGAAGUAAUGUCUCAGUCCGUACCUGAGCUUAAGAAGCCCAACGGCACUACCUCCCGUAGCAGCGAAGAAGCUCAACCAAACGCGAGCUCUGUAGACGUUCGAGGUCGACCAUCCCCCACUCAUUCCCCUAGACGUAGCUCGACAUUAGCUCAUCCAGAAAUGGCGCCCUCUGCCACUGUUCAACCUCUCGCCGCUGCCAGCACAGCUACUCAACCCCGCUUCUGGCGUCGUAGCACAUCAACCGCACGCAGCGGAUUUCAUCUCUCCUUCUCCGGACUGCGUUCGCAAUCUCCUCGUGCUGGAACUCUUCCCACUCCGCCAACUACGACCUCGCAAACCGCUGACCCACUAGCUACAGCUAGCCCAACAGGUAGCGCUUCAGGUUCGAACACCAACCUUGCCUCAUCCACUACCGCUGAUUCGCCCCCUAGAACAGCAGCUGGUUUAUACGCCGAACCGACAGAAGAAGGCGGAAUGAGUGAGGAAGAGCAGAAAAUCCACCUGGAAGCCAAAGUGGAGCGAAAGAGUCUUUGUGUCUUUGCUAAAGCACUCGUUUAUGCUGGUAGGGGACAGGUUGCUAUUGAGCUUCGCUAA